This is a messenger RNA of Peronospora farinosa, 1431 nucleotides long. The record is from the annotation of a GenBank genome assembly. NCBI's taxonomy places the organism in Eukaryota, Oomycota, Peronosporomycetes, Peronosporales, Peronosporaceae.
AUGCCAUCACCAGCCAUCGAGUCGGACGUAGCACAUGCUAUGCUGCAGUGGUUUGAGACCUCUUUGCAAUGUCAGAAGAAGAUCCCUAUCUCCGAGUGGACUGUACUAGCUGGCAUUGUAUUGCAAACGCUUUCUCCUCCCUCUUCCGCUCCACAACCAGUGUCUACCAAUACAUUUCGGGUCUUGACAGCUGCUACAGGUAACAAAUGUCUUGGACGACGCGAUCUGAACGCCGACGGCUUCGUAGUCAACGAUUGCCACGCUGAAGUGUUGGCAAGACGUGCGUUGCUUCGCUAUUUGUACAUUGAAGCGCUGUUAUGGAAGGAAAACAAGCCGGAAUCAAACGAGCAGUCGAUCUUCGAGUACCACUCGACAUCGCGUCGACUGGUGCUCAAGCCACAGCAUUCGCUGCAUCUCUUUAUCAGUGAAGCGCCUUGUGGAGAUGCAGCCAUCUACGAAUUACGCCAAGAAGUCGUCAAUCAGUUGGUGCAACAACGAAGAGCGGGGUGUAACAGCACAGACGACGAGACUGAAAACCACGUACCGUCUCGGAGUGAACUGCGAGUCACAGGAGCCAAAAGACCGAGACACCGAGACACCUUGCUGCCCGACAACCGGUUCACACAAACAGUUGGCGUUGCACGUGUGAAAUCGGGUCGGUCAGAUCUACCUCUAGACAAGCAGACACUGUCCAUGAGCUGCUCCGACAAACUGGCCAAGUGGAAUGCGCUAGGACUGCAAGGCUCUCUCUUACUGCAAUGGUUUGAGCCGAUCUUUUUGAGCUCUGUCUGUGUAAGCAGAGAUGAUAAAGCAAUGUCAGUGGCAAAGCAAGAACGGGCCCUCCGACGCGCAGUGUGCACUCGGCUUGAAGAACGUGGUGCACUGAUAAAGGGAGCGCGGCUAUCUUCCUGUAAAGUGCAUGUUGUCUCCGAUGUUCGCCCGUUCAGUCGCCGACGAACGUUCAACCGAACUCCAUCAAGUCUAGCGAUGGUUUGGACGACCCAAGAGUCUUUUUGGACCCGAGGCAAGAAGCAAAAGCCGACGCCCGAAUCAAUGGAUGAAGCCGAACUUACAAGGAAGUUCUUUCACAAUUUUGAGAUCGAGUGUCUGAUGGCCGCAACUGGGUUCAAGCAGGGCGCCAAGAAGGCUUCGAAAAUGGAUCAGGCUGCCAUGGAAAGAGUAGCUUCACGUCUGUCAAAACGCAACUUGCUCCGUGCAUUUCAUCACGUUCUUGGCCAGAAGUUGCUCGCAAACACCGAGUAUCUUCAACUCAAGCAAAACAUUCCUUUGGACGUACCAUUGCUCACAGCGCCCUCUACGCUUUUGGUACCGACAGCCGUCAUCGCCUCUAACGAUCGACAAAAGCAGUUCUUUGUGGCGUUUAGUGAUUGGAUUGGAGUCCCUACUAUAUAUAAGCAGUUCAAAUUGUAA